UUCUUUUUCAUUUUUAUUUUUUACAUUCAAGGGGCUGUCUUUCAAGCCGGGAAGGUAAAUAUUACCGACACUUCCCAAAACAACCAUGGUUGCCAAGCCGUUUCUUUCGAAACUCAAUUCCAGGGUUCGGGAGAUGUAAAGGUGUUCGCGACGCUCAGUCACGGAAACAAAUAUGUUAAAAUCCACGACCCAGCGUCUCUUUGGGUGAAGUCGGUGUCAACAACAGGUUUUGAAGCCUGCGUGCGCGAAGCAGGAAGUGGCUCUGGUGGAACGUCUGUGAUCAACUGGCUUGCAUUUCAAGGUUCGCAUCAAGGCAUACACUCAGGGAUCGUGGAAUUUAAUGAAUUCACGUCACGAACACAGUGCAAGAAGAUAUCGCUAAGCAUUCAGAAACAGGUAACUUCGCAACGUCAUCCAAUUAAUUCAUUUAGUCUUCCAUGUUAGUUUUAAAGUCAAUACUCACGAAAAACUCAUAACUCAGCUUUGACCUUAAGGGGAAAAAAUAACGAAAACGCGCGCGACUUCACAUCAGUAAAAUUAAAAAAAAAAAGGCCUUGUUUUGUAAAUUGUUUAAAUACUAUGCCUGCAAAAAUCACCAAAAAAUGUAAUGGUUAUAGUGCUCCAUGAUGAAAGUUGUUUGAUAUUUUCUUCAUGGCUCUGCAGGAACAUUUAAUGCAUGAAUAAAUGGACACAGUGAUUACUUCAACACAGAAUUGCGAAGUGGCCUAAAGCAGCAAUAUCAUCGCAGCAUAUCCCUUUAACAAGAAAAGGGCUUAGCACUAUAUAAAUCGUCCGUUUUUUUCCUAUGUUUUGUUUGCUGUUCAAGAAUCUCCUCCUAGGUUUGUCAUAACGUCAGUCCAUAACGUUAAGCACUGUUAAUCCGGUCCUCUUCGGGGCAAAGGACGAUAAUAAUAUUUAAGCUCAGUAUGUACAUGUACUUAUUGGGUGAUUUUUUCUCUUCUUUUAGAUAAAGCCUCAAGUGUUUGUAACCGUUCAACAUAAACAUUCUAACCGUCCUUUUGAUUCCAUGAACAUCUGGCUAGAAGCGGUCAAAGCAGACGGCUUCGUUGUUUGCUUGAGAGAGUUUAUGAGUUUCGACGGUAUCCAUACCGGACUUAAAGUGGUGAGUUUUAAAAAAUUAGCCCAGUCUUCGACUAUUACGUUUUUCUUCGUCCUUACUUGUUAUCAAUUAAAUUUAAAAUUAAAUCUGAUUGUAUGGAAGCUAAUUAAAAACCUGGUGGUUAGUUUGGCCUCCCCUUAUAAAUUACGUAAAAAUUAUAUUAGAAGAAUUAUUGUUAUACCUAACCCAUAAAUGUUUUAAAACCGUAAAACUCUAAAUUUGCUUUGCAAAGACAGCCUGACGAAAGGGGUGGAGGGGUGGACUGGAAGUGAAAAAGGGGGGAGGGGGGCGCUGAUCAGGAAGCGGGGUUCUGUCAAAGAACGGCUUUUCAGCCUUAAGAAAAUAUCGCCCCUGCUGCGCAUGUGCAGCAGGUGUUUUGAAAAGAAAGAAAGUUUUCUUUAAGUCGCGCAUAUAAACUAUCCUCGUCAUUUCCCUAAUCCAUUCUGAGAUGAAACUUUAGGGUUCACUUUAGGGUUUACUUCAGCCCGGUGCCGUUGGCUUUGAGGCCUCCUAACACUUUAAUGUUGAAUAAAAUUAAAACCGUUCAAGCUAGGACCAUCAAACUUGGCGACUCUUGCUGAAUAUCUCUAGAUUUACUUCUAAUGAAUUAUUAUAUCACACUUAAUUUACCAUUAUUUACGUAGCUGUUAAUAUGAUCUAGGCUUUUUAGUGACUAGCUUGGAAAAAUGAAUUGAAUUUAAAAUGGCCAACUAGCAGGAAUAAAUGGAAUUAAUUUAAAUAAUUCAAAAUGGCAGAUCCAAAAAGACAUAUGGUCUCAGCAACAAGUGACGUCAUCAUGUUGUCACUGCCAUUGUUAAAGAUUAUCAAAUUGUCAACCAUCGUCGUGAUUUUUAAGUAAUUUAAUUAUUUUUGCUUAAUGGCUACGGGAACAAUUGACAUCUUAGUUUCGAGGACAUCUUAGUGACGUCAAAUUACGUUACUGUGUCAAUCACAUUACACCUACUUGUUGGAAUGAUGAUUACACUAUUUUACGUAAAUUUAGUGGCUGUAUCAUGAGUGGUUAUAAUGUUCUCAAAGGGGCCUUCGAAGGUCCCUUUUCCCUCCAAUUCCAAGGAAGCCCAAAAACGCUCGGUCAGAAUAGUGUUAAAUAUAGGUCAUGGUAUUUUGCUUUUUUCUCAGACUCCAGAUACAAAUUUUUCUCAGGGUUCCCACCUUCAUCUUAAAUUUUCUUAAAAAACCAUAAGGAAAGACAUUCAAUGCUGUGACUGUUACUUGCGUCCACCUUUUCAGAACUGGCUUGCUUAUGAUUUGCUACCUGAGGCUUGGAAUUUUACUGAGAAGGGAAGCCUUCAUUUUUCUGGACUCGGUGCACCAAAGAAAGAGAACAAUUAUGCCUUUUGUCAGGUUGGAAAAUGUGACGUCUAUUAAUGAUGCAUUCAAUUUUUAUUGAAUUAACUUCCAAACUCAAGCCUUUAAACCAACGUGGUUAACAAUCAAUGUUUGUGUUGUGUAUUUGUCGUUUCUUCAAGGGACACUGUGACAUCGGCGUAUUGUGCAUUUUUGAAAUAAGAGUUGAAGUCCAACAAGAGAUACGACCUUCUUGAUCAUCAAUAAUUCGUUAAAACCCCAUGCGUUGUUCGCAAGAGUUGUGAUUUAGAUUUGUUGACCGCUACGUGGUAAGGAGGUGCAUCCACUAUUAGAUAUAUUUUAUAGACCUAGAGUUUGCCUAAUCACUUCCUUAAUGAGCUGGGACAAUAUCACUUUUUUCAAAAGGAUGAAAGCGACAAUAUUUCUUUAAACAGUCAGAGGGAAAAUUAUUGUGUUUGGUAAAUCCUGAUUUUUAGGAUUAUAAGUUUGAGAAUCCAUUCUACGAGCCGCCCAAUAUUCUGGCGUCUGCCAGCCAUGAAAAUGGCACCAGGGAACUAUCAAUGAAGGCAGAUGGUCGCUAUAGCAACGCUUUGACUGUCUGGAUUGAGGUGAGUAGCCUUGAAGAGACCUAAUAAGUUGAAACUGUUUCAAAUAUUUGCUGGUUAAAAUAGAUGCCUUCGCUAAAGAGUAAAGCAGUUAUAACUAAUAAAAGAAGAAGUUCGAAGUGGCACUUAACACUUGACGACAAAUUCAAGCAAUAGCUUGAAUCAACAAUCUUAUUGUCAUUUUCCGUACUCAUUUUCACGAUGAUGAUUCUUCUCUUAUAUUUGCUUAUUCUUUAAUUUCAAAGAUUUGUCUCUCAUACUGGUUCGUCCUACUAUCAAGGCAUUUGGACGUUGGGUCAAAGGUCAAAUUGAAGAAAUAAAUUGGAAUAAGAAUAAAGUCAGGCAAUUGUCACUGUAAAAAACUAUGAUCAAAUGUCCAAGAAAGAAGUUAUAAAAAAUGGCGUUUAAGUAUUAAGAACAACUUCGUAUUGAUCGUCUUAUUAUCUGGGUGAAUAAAUGCAGCUGUGUACCUCUUUUUCAAGCGUUUUUGUAGAAAAAGUAACUUCCCCUUUCCUAUCCUUUUUUGCCAUAAAUUUUCUCCACGGGAAAAACAAAGCACAAUUUAAAAGCAGUUGCGCUCUCAAAGGAUAUAGGACGUCAGGUCAAUUUGCUAUUCACACAAGUGCUGACUUUGUUGUUGUUUUUUUGCCCUAAAAGAUAUAGACCCGUGCACAAACGUUACUUGCGAUUACCAUGCCAUCUGCAAAGCUUUCUCUGCAUUUGAUGCCCGCUGUGUUUGUGAUGACAACUGCCCGUCGUACGAGGAGCCAGUGUGUUCAUCCAACUCGACAACAUUUAAGAACAAGUGCUUUUGUCUGCUGGACAUUUGCAGGCGCAAGAGUAACCACACUCUCUAUCAUCCCGGUAGCUGUACAGGUAAGAGAGCGGAUUAUAAGGUUUUUUUAAAACCACCUUAACCAGCGUAUGUAGAGCUCUAGUGUUAUGAGAUAUGGUACGGCUGAUUACUUAUAACAUCACUCAAUUUGGCGGCCAUCUUGGGCGCCAUCUUGGAAUUCCGUUUCAUGCACAUGGCAUUUUCCGUGCAUCUGUAGGUCCAAAAUUGAUCAUGAUUAAAUACUAUUUUGCUUAUUUUGGUACUGUUUUGAACGCAAUAAAGUGCCAAUUAUAUAGUGCCACUAUAUGAUUGUGUAAUUGUACAAUCAGCUUUUAAAUUACUUCCUCGCAUAUAGAAAGGAUUUUAUACCUUUUUUUUCUCAUCCUCAUCAGGUAUUUGUAGGAUGCAUCUUUUUUUUUGUUUGUUUGUUUGUUGUUUAUCGCUUUCAGCUCUAAUUAGCUUUGUUUUUCUUCUAUGUUGUAUCUUCUUUUUCUUGUUGUUCCUCGACAGGUUUUCCUGUUCAGACUGGGCGAGUUUCACUGAGGAGACAUGUACAGUGGGCAGAGACGGCCUGUGAAGUAGUGAAAUUUCCACCGUUUUCAUUCUAUCCGGACAAAGAAGUGCACGUACAAAUAACGACCAAUCACUGGAACAUAAGCGAGAAAAAUUUUGUACAUGAUGCUACUGUAUCCUGGGUGGAAAGUGUUAACUUCGAGAAUUUUGAGGUGAAUAUUUUAAAAGGAAGUUUUCAAUUCAAGUAUUACUUCAAGUAGUAAUUAGUGAACCUUUGUUCAUUUGUCUUACAUCUCCAAGAACUCUUUUUUACCUGUCAUAUUUCUGGCCAGUAAAAUACUAUUUAAACAUAUUUUUUCACAACGAGUUACUAGCGGAGAUUUCGCGUCUUGCGCGCGCAGAGGGACACUAUGGGUAAGAAAAUUUGGUUAUCUAUGUAUCCAAGAAAUUUUGGUUACUAACAAAAUCGUGCGUACGUACGUAGGACCGCGUCCUCAUGUUAACGGAUGUGAAAUGUCUUACUAGCUGUAAGUCCAAAACAUAUACAAAUUGUGUUUAACUCGAUUUUGGACAUCCAUGUUAUAAUCAAUUGACAGCUGUCAAAGUAGGGUAUCCGCAGACCAGUGUCACAUGACUUUAUCGCGGGCUCAGGUGUGCAACUUAUUGAGAUGACGGGUUUUCUUAAAGUUCUUUGCUGACCAGUAACAGAAUUCAAGAGAUCGCAGGCUUAGAAAACUUUAGUGCAGGAAGCAAGUUACCACGAGAGCUUCGCUUUUGGCCUUGGCUAAAUCUAUAUAUUAUCUUACCAUAUAAAAUAAACAUUAGCCAUUACAUUUUAUCUUUAGGUGUGCGUGACUGCAGCAGGAAGAAAUGAUCGCUUUAUCAAAGAAUUUGCCACGGUGGACUGGAUGGCCUACCAAGGUGCUCCUGAUGGAGGUGUGGCGGGUAAAAUGCGCAUUCCGGAAUGGUGGACUGGAUCACAGUGCUCAAAAGUCAGCCUUCCUCAGGCAAUAACACUUUAUUGUUACCUCUCAGCUGCAUCUUGUUUCGUUACAUAAACCAUAAAAAAUAAUGACCUUUAAUUAAGUUUUCAAUAAGGUGAACAUUUGCUAUGCUGAUGUCAUAAGUACUAAACACUCCAGUUGUUAUCCAAUCAAAGAUAUUGUACUUGGACUUGCAGACAUGAGCUGCAAAGAGGCAGCCCAGUUCUGUCCGCGAAAUUCUUUCUGACACAUAGGCCAUUUUUAAACCUUUUUCAAUUUUUACACUAUUUGUCAGAGGGGGGAGAUAUUCUUAAAAAAAGCAUUAGUUCAUACAAAAAAAUAUAGGAGAAAGAAACUUGUACGGUCUAGGGCUAAAUUUGACAGUCGCGUUCAGACACCUGACCACGAUCCAAUGUCCUAUGAGCGUGCCGAUCAUGUGAAAUGUUAUUUAUUCCAAAUUUUACAUUCUAUUCUCCCAAUCAGCUUUGCUGUGUAUACUUAAUGAUUACCAAUUCAACUUUCUUCCUGUUAUGAAUGGUUUUUUUUAACAGGGAAAAUUUGCGUCUACACCAGCGGUCCUGGUUACAGCAGAACAUAUAAGUGCAGACUUUAAGCAUGAUGCCGCAAGUUUGUGGGUGGAAAACGCAACCAGUUCCUCCUUUUACAUUUGUCUUCGAGAACUACAGAAUUAUGAUGGUCUACAUGAAGAUAUCUUUGUGGUAUAUGUUUUCUCCUUUACAAAUAUAUCUGUCUGGAGUUUGCUAAAUCGUGGCUAAAGAAAUUUCAAGUGCAUUUUAACAAUUUGAUAUCUAAGUCGAAUGGAAAGUAGUUACGAAAUACUAGCUGACAACUUUAUUGCUGGCAACAGACGGUGAAUUUCUCUCUCAGAAGAAACAGGAUUUUGGGAUAAAAUAAACAACAUCUGAAACGUCCAGAAAUUAUAACUUUUUAGUCAGCCAAACCAUGAGGCCCCUUAGGCAAGUGUCUGCCGAAAACAGAUUAAGAAGCCACAAUAUUUGAGCACAGAAUAGGCUUUCCAAGACAAAAUCACCUAAACUAAAUACUUGCGAAGCGUUUUUUGUUAUGCGUGGUACCGUAAUCUGGUAACACGAGCUCAACCACAUACCUGAGUUUUGUUUGUCAACGCUUUCGGUAAAUCACAUAAUAUUACUUUAGCGGCAAUCACAAAACUUCCAAAAACCACUCAUAAUUUUUCCACAUUUAACACGGGCGAAUCAAAGUCAAAUUACUCGGAAAAACUGUCGCAUUCUGCACAUAAAUCGUCGAUGGAGACUUCUUGACUCACACAGUCGAUUUAUUCAAGAUCCUGGAUGUAAACCAGCGGUUGAAAAGGAGACAUGGAGCCCCCGCCUUCCAAACAAUUUUUGACGAAGACGUCUUUGGCCUGGUCAGAGAUCAGCAUCAAUUUCCAUCUCGCCGAAUAAAUUGCACCCCUAGAACCUCUUUUGUGAGGCCAAAGACGUUUUGCUGCCAACAACAAAGUUCGCAAUAUCCAAUCUUUCCUUCUCAAACCCGGGAUCAGUCUUCAUCCGAGUAGCUAAAUGAGACGAAAUACGAGAAGACGUAGCAGACUUUGCCAAUCGUGAGACUUGUUCCUUCGUAAGGCUUAAUGAUGUCUUCCGGAAAGCUUUGCUUAAGGCAACCACAAAAAAAACUCUAAGAAUGCUCACUAAGAGAGCCGUGUUCAGUCUAAAACGCGGGCUGACUUCAAACUGGCAUACACAGAGAAUUAUAUAGGAAGUUAUGACAGGCGUUUUUUAAGAGGGGGGGAGGUUGUAGGUUAAUAGCCAUUGAGAAACACAUGACAGUCUAUCUAAUGCAGCGUAUUAUUCAGCCAACAAAUUCAACAAUAUGACGUUCUAAUGACGUCAAACGUCAUUGUGUCAAUCAAAUUGUGCCUAGACGUUGGAAAAUAUUUUAUUCUGUGUAAUUUUGGUGGCCGUAUCACGAGUAGUCUCCUUCGCAGCCGUUAUUAGGGUCGUCACGCAACGCUCCUCCCCACUAGUGGGGAGGAGCGUUGCGUGGCGACCCUAAUAACGGCUGCGAGGGAGACUAUAUCACGAGAGGUUUUAAAGUUAUAGAGGGGAGCCUCCAAAGCCAACCCACCCAGGUCGCAGGGAGCAAAAAAAAAAAACGGGUCAAUGAUAAAAUACGUGAGAUGAGUUCUCGCUAGCAUUGUGGAUACAAGUUACAAAUCGUCUUAGGGCACAUAGCUCAAUUAUUUUUACACGGGAUUUAGGUAUGAGAUAGCAAUCCAUUUUUUAUUGCUAUCACUCUUUUUAGAGUUGGAUGGCCUUUGAAACAAUCCACAGGCCCCUUUUCGCUGAGAGCAAACACGUGGAUUUUCCAAACAACAAUUCCGUUUCUACGAGCUACAAUGGUGCAUUUUGCAAGGUAAGACGCAACUUUACUUCUAAGUAGAAGAAAGCUCUUUAUCUGUUUAGAUGGAACAGUAGACUUGCUACAAGUCGACCUCUGGACGAAGUCGCGAGAGGUCGACCUUCAUCCCGCGCCAAAUUAAAUCCGACGAAGGACUUUUUUGAAAGUCUAAUGGGACAGCAGAGAAAAGCGGCUAUCAAAUAAGUACAUUUAGGAAUUUUAAAUCAUCUUUACGGCUGUAAAACUCCAGACUUUAUCCCAACUUAAUAAAUGGGAGUAAAAAUGAAGGAAGUUGACCAUGACUGAUAUCACAUCUAGUUGCCAAAUCAUGUCAUAUGAUCUUUCAAAAGAAAUGAGAUGAGGCCAAGAAAUGAACGUAUGUUUUGAAAGUUCAUCAAAGCCGUCGGAAAAAAAAAUCUUGAACAAAGAAAUGUUUUUCUUACUCAAAAAUUACCUGUUCCUUCGAGUCAGCGCAGAUAAAUUCCAGCCACCUAUAGUAUCACCAUUCAUUGAUCAAAAAUGGACGGUGAUUCAAAUGCUAUAUCAACAGCCUUAUUUUUAUGUCCUUAGGACGUUCCAUUUGCAAAGAAUUACGACAAAGAACCCAUAGUAUUAAUAGCAGCCGGUCACACCUCAGAGGGCAACAAUUUGAAGCCAAUAUACAUGUCCGUGAUCCCAUGGAUUGAGGUAUUCUCAAGUUAUUUAACUAAUAUACAACGCUCUUUCUUCAAAAUAAGUAAGAUCAAGCUGAAUGUGCAAUGUGAAUGUGCAAAUGAGCUAAAUUUAACCUUUCUCUGUUCAUGCAGCCUGUUUAUCAGUCAUAGUCGCGCAGCGAAAAGUACUAUCUAUUUGUCCAUCUGUUAUUCGAGGUCAGUUUUUUUUUUUGUUUAGAUAGGAAUUCAAAAUGACUCAGUUACAGGCGUUUAAGCGAACGUCUCUAAAAGUUGAGCUAUUACUGUUUGUUCUUGUAAGCGAAAUAUAUGAUGCUAGAUGAUAUGCUUAUUUUACAGCACAUCAAGACCAGCGAAUUCCGCAUUUGUCUUAAGGAGUUGUUCGCUGACCAGCAUGAUCCUGUGACUGUGUCCUAUACAGUACUGGCAGGUGUGUUAGUAAAUGAUAAAAACAAAUUUUCUUUGCGAAGACCUUCUCAUGCCCAGCAGGCUUUGGUAGAUGUCAAGUAAACUUAGAGGCUCCUUGUUUCAUAUCUCCUUUAAGUAAUCACCAGUAAAUGUAUUUUCUUAGUUCCUACGUAUUACAGGGAAAGGUUUCUAUUUCCAAAAACUUCUCGGUCAGCUAAGGCCUAAGCCAAACGUAGAAGUUUUCAUGGAACGAACCAAACUCUAAUUUGAGUCGACCUAACUUAAGUUAAUUAAGAUCGGCUGCUGGAUAACACGUCGAUCUUUAUAGGGCGCGUGGAACCAAUCAACUGAAUCAGAUCAGUAAUAAAAUUAUUUUCUCCCGAACGAUUUUAUAUAGAUUAACGAACAAUUUUUUUUAAAUUUAUUAGUUUAGUUCCUCACAUGUGAAGAUCGACGUUUGUCCUGGAGACGAUCUUCGGACGCUCUGUCCGUCGUAACGUGUUGGACGAACCAAACUCAUUCAGCGAACUUAACUGAGCCAAACGUCGCUAAGAAGGUUUCAUGAACUUAAAUCACUAAGUUUGGUUUGUCUCAUGAAAAGUGCGACGUUUGGCCCAGUCUUUGUUACGCACAAUUUACUUCACACAAAAUGUUUUGUAUACUGCAGAUGUUUGUAAGCCGGGCUGGUCAUAUUUUAAUGGUAUUUGCUACUCGACAAGCCAUUCGUGCAAAAAUUGGACCGAAGCUGAGAAAACCUGCCAAGCACAUAGCGGCAACCUCAUCACUGUGCGGAAUCAAGAAGAAAACGUCUAUAUUCAGCAUCGGCUGAAUGGUGCCAGGGGCUGGAUUGGGCUAAACGAUAGGGUAAUUGAGGGUACUUUCGACUGGGCAGAUAAUCAAACCAGUAACUUUUCAUACUGGGCGAAGAACCAACCAAACAACUUCAACAAUGAAGAUUGCGUUCACACUUUGGGAGUCAGUCAUAGUUUUAUGUGGAAUGAUGUAAGCUGUGGUACUUGCCAUAACUAUACCUGUUCAGAAGGUUUGUGGGUGACUUACCUCUUUUAUAUACCAACUUUUGUAUACGCUAUAUACAGUUAAAAUAGUGUGACGGGACGCGUGAGCGUAACCCGUUUACUGUAGUGACAACUUAGUGUAAAAAUUUAAAAAUAUACAUGUACAAUAAUAAAAAAAAACACUUUAAAUAAUGCUCCAAAAGAAAAUAAAACUAUUCAAGAUAUCUAGGAUCUAAAAUGAUAAUUAUAAAGUCUGAUCUUUAAAGUUCUCUUAAGUAAAUUACUUAUUCGGCUGUAAAAAAAUUUAUUGACGACUACUUCAUAUCCACAAAAGUCCAAAAGACGUUGAAGGAAGAGAGUUAAUAAUUUCGAAAGCGAUAAUCAUUGUUCAUGUUGCAACUUUAAGUUUAAAGUUUCUAAAGUUGUUUAGUGUUCCCGAGAGUACAGAAUUCUGCAUGUUAUAUAAAAAAACUCCCUUACUCUUUACUUUCGACCAACUGCUUCAGCUGGACUUCUAAGUCUGCGCACCACCCCCCAAGUACGUCCAUUAUGAUAUUAUAUUGUUUCACUUCAUAUCCUUGGUAAUUCUGCUUUAACUCCAGUCCCAACGGAGCGGUUCGUAUUGCGUGGUUUUCUCCUCCUCCUUUUUCUCCCGGCUUGUAACCCAUAAGCAGCUCAUCUCAAGCGUUAUAACUUGCUUUAACUCGUGUUUGAUAAUGCGAGCAUGAACUCUGUUGGCUUCAACUUCUUGGUGCUCCGCAAAUAGGGGGACAUCCCAGAACACUUGCGCAUCGUUCGCCUCGUACACUGGCUUCGGUUUCAGUGGCGGGUACUAAGGUGGCACCGAGUCUCUGACAAGACCUAGGUCUUGCAAAAUUUCGAAGAAAAGUAUCUUCAGGGCUGCAUUAUUAUGUCGAGUAAUGUACUUGUUCUGUGCAAGGGCAGUACAACAAGCCAGGACAUGAGCGACACUUUCGGGGGCCUUAUUACAUAGCCUGCAGGUUACCUCACCCAUCACAUCCGUGUGCUUUUUCUGGCAGUCAUACAACCUCGUAGGUAUUAUUAUUAUUAUUAUUAUUAUUAUUAUUAUUAUUAUUAUUAUUAUUAUUAUUAUUAUUAUUAUUAUUAUUACAAGAGACUAUAAAGGGGACAGAGAGGGCAUCCCCCAUAUACACGCUAUUCCAUAGGUAAUUCGUCUCGAGUUAUUUUUAGAAUCGGGAUAAAGUUACCUCGCGCGAGGCGUGGAUGUUUCGUGGAGGUUUCGCAUGACAAAACGCCGUGCAAAACAUGUCGGGCGAGAGGCAAUGAAAACGUAAAAAGAUCGAGAGCAUUCCUGAAUAUUGAAGCGAAAUGAGUCGGCGCUGACCUGGGAAAAAGGAAUCGCUGGACUCUUUGACAACCCGUGAAAUCAGUUUAACUCGAAGUUGUCGUAACCUCAGUGCUUUAAUAAAAUGAGAAAUUUCGCCGGUCUAUUGAAACCGGUCGUUUGUACAAUUUAGGGAGUUUAAGAUCCAACGACGCGGACGACAACUAGAACGUCAAAAAAACAAUAGGUUUAAUUAGCAAAACAACAACUUCGCACGUGCAACACAAUUUUUUGUUCAUUUCCUUCCCGUUUUUGCACGACUACGACGUGAAAAUGCCUAAUUUCGCUUUUUAUGGAGGUCAUAAAUAAGCAACGACGAAAUUUUAUUACUCUUUCUGAGCUUGAAUAUGGUCCCUUGAAAUUCAGCUUUAGGAGGGUUCGCCUACAAUUGACAAAGUAAGUGGGUAGGAAUAAUCGCUAUAAAGACUGAAAAAAAUAAACAUCAAACCAGAAAUUGCUCUCUUCAAACUGUAAAUUAUAAAUGAUCCUGAGAGAAUAUUCAGAGUGUUAAGGAUUUCGCUGCUCUACUGUUAGCUCUAUACAAGAGAGGAAGGGCGAUUCUUUUUUAAUUUCGGUUUCGCUGACACAGCUUUCGCAGAAAUCUCGAUGUAGUCGUUUUCGUCGACAAAAGGAAUAGCAAAAUCGCUCUCCGCGUCUUCCCCCAUUUUGUUCUGCGUCAUUUCGUGAAGGACGCGUGGCUCUCAGCGUGGGUCAUCCACGCGGAACACAUUCGCGCUAUGUGAUUGGCUGUUGUCUAAUCCCCCUUGAGAUCUGUGGUGUUAAAAAUAACUCGACACGAAUUACCUAUGGAAUAGGGUGUAUAUGGGGGAUGCCCUCUCUGUCCCCUUUAUAGUCUCUUGUUAUUAUUAUUACUAUAAACGUUUUCAAUGUUAUCAGGAGCCGAUAUUAUUAUAUACACUCUCCUAGAACCGGCGCCAAUCCAUGGUCCUGAGGUACCAGGGGAGUUUUUUAUUUGAUGGACACUGAUAAACCUUCUCAGUAUGUGCGCCGUUCCUAGCAGGAUGAUCUUUUGCAGCUCAUUAAUGUUACUGGCUCCAGGAAUCUCACCUAAAUUCUGGCCCAUUCCCUCUUUAAUAAGUCCCAGUGCACCAACAAUAACGGGCACAGUCUCUGUCCUCAUUCCCCACAUUCUCGUGGUUUCAAUCUCAAGAUCUUUGUAUUUUGAAAGCUUUUCAAUGACUUUCGUGGCGGUGUUUCGGUCGGAUGGUAGCGAUACAUCUAUAAGUUUGUAUCAUUAUUAUUGUUAUUGUUAUUAAUAUUACUAUUGUUAUUAUUCAUUAGUUCCUAUUCAAAAGCAAUUUCCGAUUUGCCCCAAGCCUGUUUCAAACAGAGAUUAUAAAACUACUUCCUCAUGAAAGGGUUUGCUCUUGACCUCAUUUUGAAAGUGUGGGUUUUUAGAAAUCGAAAAUGGUCUAUUUUAACGUUUCCAGGCGUCAAGAGUUAUUUUUAUUUAUUUCAUUUGUAUUUUCAGAGAAGAUCCUAAUUUACUUUCACCAAUUUACUCCUCAAUAACCAAUAGGCCAUUUGCACGAUGAUGUCAUUUACUACUACUUCCAGAACCCUUCAGGGUAUUGCUUUCUUAUGCAAAUUACGGCUUUUGUUAUGUAAACCUCACUGGGAUUAGCAAAUUUAAAUAUGAAAGAAAAAACGAAAUGAAUUCUGGUCCUAGUAGUGAAAAAUCGUCAUCGUGCAAGUGGCCCAUUUCUUUGGCUUCUUAGGUGACAAAAAGUUUGAGUUUACUGUAAGGGGAUGUUUACAUGAGAAAACUCGCACCGGCGCGAGUUUCAUACCAGGAUGACUUUUUGAUUUCGUAUCGCGUUUACAUGACGACUGGGCUUUUUCGUAUCUCGUUAGUUGAAGGUACACGUCAUGUUAAUAAAAUACACGUGUGAUUCAAAAUCGCAAACAUAACGCAUGCGCUACCCGUUUCAGUCUACCGGCAGAGCGAUUUCACACCGAAACGGGUGGUCGUUUCGCGCUUACAUGAUACCGUUGCCAGAUUUCGUACCGGAGCGAAAUUCUCGCCCCGGUACAAGAACCGGGGUGAGCUCACGCCGGGGUGACUCGCGCCGGCAUGUCAUUUUGUGGUGGUAUCAUGUAAACAAAUAUAGAGCCAUGAGAGGGAACCUGAGUGAACUCGCUCCGGGGCGAAAGUCGCCCCGGCUUCAUGUAAACACCCCCCAAAUCUGUUUGUUGCAGAAAUAGUAUAAAUUAAAGGAUUAGUCUACAAAGAAAAAUAGGCACUGCUUUUGUGAAAAAGAAAAUUAGACGUCACAAAAAGGAUCCAUAAGUGGGUGCUUUUAGCACUGCAUCACCCCUUCAUACACAACAGUUUUCGUGCUGAUUAAAUCAUAUGAGCAACGAUUUUAAUUUUUAUUCUUUUGUUAAAAAAGUUGAUUGACAAUCGAUCGUUUCAUUAUUUGUUUUGCAGGUUGAUUGACUGAACGAUUGUUUUAUAUUCGUUUUUAAAAUUAGAUUAUGAUGAAUGUGGAGGAAACAAUAACCAUUGUCAUCAGAACGCCAUCUGCACAAACAUCAUUGGCUCCUAUAGCUGCCGGUGCUCCGUAGGAUAUGCCGGUGAUGGCUUGCUUUGCAGAGGUAUUAUGUUCAAAGCCCCAAGUUUUAGUUUUUCGUUUAAUUCAUGAAGUAUAAUUAUCAAAGGAAACUCAUCCAAUGGUAAACAGACAUCUCUUGUGAGUUUAAGGCUAGCUACAACCCUGGUCAAAACGUCUUGGGACACUGGAGGAAAUUUGGCACAAAGACGCACUUUGCUAAAUUAACUCAUAUUCUACCUCUUAAAAAAGCUUGGGGAUGUUGUUAUAAGGGGCUAUUUCUGCUGUCCCCCUCUCCCCAAGCAGUGUUGAUUGUGUUGAAUUAAAACUUGAAUACAUAACGUCAACACUGCACCGAGGGGAAGGGUGGAGGAAGAUGCCUCAAUUUGACGAGCUAUUGCGUUAGUGUCCCAAGAGUUUUGACCGGGGUUGUGGAAUAAAGUAGAAUAAGCAUGCUUUCACCGUAAAUUGCGUGAAAAUGUAUUUUCCAAAGAACUCUUUAGAGGGUUUUUAAAUACUGAGCAGCGUAUAAUAGUAGUGAAAUAAGCGUUUAAAUAUAGGCGGAAUAAAUUAGGAAGGAAGUCUUCUCAGCAACUUUUUUUUUCCAAUUUCAGAGAUAAUAAAAUUUGCACAUUAUUUCCUAAUCUCUAUGAAUAACAGCAAUAAAGUUGAUUAACUAUCCUUAUUUUAUAGUUCAUAGGUAUACAGACCAUACUAUAACUUUAAAUGCAGCCCAAAAAGAGAACUAAAGUUCAUAGAAAAAGAACAUGUACGUACGGUUGUUGUAUUUCCCUGCAAUUUCAAAAUCUAAGCUCUUGUAGACUUAAUAGCUUAUCGCUCUGGUUUCAACGUUCUCGACAAACCCGAGUGGGGUCGCUUGUUCCGCAGGCUAAAGCUUUCGGGGAUUCAUUAUGUGAGGCUUUUUUUUUUUUGUAUACUGAUGGGGCCACCAUUCCAGAAGCUUCAAAAUCCGACGGUACUUUCUAAGGAGAAAUUUUUCUUGCUUCAGAUGUCGACGAAUGCUCUUCAGGUCACCAGUGUGACAGCAGUGCGACAUGUUACAAUACAGAUGGCUCCUACACGUGCACAUGUAACAGCGGCUUCACGGGGGAUGGACGAACCUGUCGAGGUACGAGCCUUUGAAUAAGUACUGAAUACUGUAAACGACAGUUCUCUAAAGCUUUUCGAUAAAUUAGGUUGACAUCAUACGUAUAAGGAAACUUCUCAUACACAAAGUGGGUCAAGAUCUUCGUUUAAUUAUUUCACGUCCUUUUUGAAACAUGUCCGUUCUUCACAUGCUCAUAGUAUUAGAUCCGCCGCCAAUAACAACGUUCUGCCACCUCUCUGUUAAAGAAAAUCAGGACUUAGCGUAGGAAGUUCGCAACUGUUUGUCGUUUAUAGAAUAAGUUAGGUCACUCAUGUAUAGAGACGUAAGUUUCCGACGCAAUGUUCAGAAAAACACUACAGGAUAAGUUUACCAAUUAAGACAACACCUCAUUAGCACAUUUUAAGGUUUUCAGAUCCUUUCAGACAUUUAUGGAAGUUGUAGAAUUUUUCAUUUUUAUGUUAAAUUUUUUCAUAACUAAUACCUGUUGUGUGGAGGUCCAUUAUAAAAAGUACCCGGUAAACGGUUAUGUUUCCACCCUCGUUGUUCUUGUUGUUGUUCUCGUUCUUGUUCUUCCUCUUCUUCUACUGAUGUCGUUUAAGAAGAAACAAAAAGCAAACUGCGGUGAUAAACAUAAGGAAAUAUAAAAGGGAGAAAAAAGACUUUAACUUGACUUUUCGUAUGUUCAAAACAUACAUUUCAUACAUUUUCAGCAGCGGCCCGUCCCCCUCCUUAUUUUUAGGCUGAACUGAAGCCCCUAGCGUCAGCCGAGCCCUCUACUUACUUGCAGAUCUGAAUUUGCCACUGUUUACAGGCACAGAAUUGAAAUGCAUCUGUUCUCAAUGGUCUACUAGUGUUCUUGUUAGGACUUGAAAAGUCAGUCACUUCUAUGAAUAUGACAUUCGUUGACAAAAAAGAAGAUCCAGUUUGAAAUAAAUAAAAGUCUUCUUGUCUUCCAGAUGUUGAUGAAUGCUCGCUCAACACCCAUGACUGUCACUCCCAUGCAAUCUGCACUAACACAGAAGGGUCAUUUACUUGCAAGUGUGACGUGAAUGCACAUUACAUUGGUGACGGGAAAACAUGUACUCCUCAUCGUAAGCCGAAUUAUAUGUUUUACUUCAUUUUAAUUCUCUUCGUUUUACCACUCUGCCAAUUGUUAACUUGUACUUUGUGGGAAAAGGUAUCCACCAACAUUUAUGUCGCCAAAGAGCGACCCCUCACCUGCCUGUCGAUUAUCUUGAUUAUGCUCUUGUCCAAGAAUAUACUCUUAAUGAAAUUUCAAAUGCACCGCAAGCGAGAUUUUCGUGCUUAUUUUUUUGGUUACUUCUGACUUUCGUGGGUACUUUAAUUUUGAGUGUAUUUUAGGCUAACCUCGCCUAUAUUUUUAGUAAGUCAAUAGUUUUUGGUUUGGUUUGUUUUGGUUUGUUUUGUUUUUUUUAGGUAUAGCAAAUACUGGAGUCGUUGUCAGUUUUCGAAAUACAGCAUCUUUUAACAGGAUGAAUUUCUGAUUUACUUUCUUUUUACUAGGUGGUCUCGAUGACUCCGUUAUUUUAGCGAAUGAUGCCAGCAAGAUAUCGCAGUUAAAUACCUGGCUUCUUCCGCACUUGCAAAGUUCAGAAAGAAGUUAUUGGAAACUGUGUUAUAGGGCCUCUAAUCAUGGCUGGAGUUCACAGACCUUUCACAGCUACUGCGAUAACAAAGGACCCACUGUAACAAUUGUUAGGGUCGGGAUCUAUAUUUUUGGAGGCUACAACGACAAUUCAUGGCAGUGUAAGUCUUUGAAAUAGCUAAGAUACGAAGAAGGUAUCGACUAUUUGAACUGAAUUAAAACCGGGGGUCAUUAAUCCCAAAUGUGAAAGGAAGGAGAGACUGGGCCUUUACAAUUUUCGCAAAUAGUUCAAAACAAGUCUAGUCUUAACUAGAUUGUCAUUAAUCACUGCUCGCAAUACUGCUAAUUGGAGAGGAUUUUGUGGUAAGAGUUUAAUCAAAUACUCGCAAUCUGACAAUAUAAUCCAAAGUCACAACAUUGCUGAAGCAUGAACUGCAGACAAGCAGUAGUUUUGAUUGGCACAAUCUGGCACAUUUUCCAUACAUUAUCGGUGAUGACAACUGUUUUAGCCACUGGCUCCUCCUUGUACAACGGCUUGGCCGUGCGUUUUCUUGUACGAUCGGGGAUUAGACGUAUCCAGAUCUAGAAAAAUAAAUAUUUGUUCGGCUUAAAACGCUUCGAACAUGCCACCAAAAAAACUGUGCUGAGUCCUCGGGCUGCUUUAUUUAUAAGUUAUUUAUUUAUUUAUUUUUUAACAAGCGCGUUUGAGGUGGGGAAUGGGGCUUAGUGGAGAAGGUCGGGCUUAAUACUGCUGUACUGCAGCUGGUUCUACCAGGUCUUUUUCUUGAAAUCUGAGAGGGGUGGACCGCCGUUUCUUUUAAAUUUCUAAUGGAAAAGCCCUGGGGACGAAGUUGGUGGCAACUUGUGAUGCUCCAAUUCAUGAGGAUUUGAGCGUGAUUUAUGUGGUAUUUCACUCAUUGUAUACUACCUCCCUGCUCUCAGUAUUUACUAACCCACCCCCGUUUCCUAAAAAUACACCAUUUAUAGCUGUGGGCUUAGUAUCCUAGACUUUGAGCGAGUGCAAGAUUGAGGUUGACCAUGAUAAAUAGAUAGAUAGAUAGGUAGUUCCGAGCGUAGCGACUUUAUAAUCUUGUCGCGCGCGAAGAGCGCGCGCAGUCUCCUAACUGCGCGUGGUCUUAGCCAGCUGCGAAAUUCGAGGCUUCAUAAAUAAAUAAAUAAAUCUUUCUUUUUCUGAAUAUAUGCUUGGGGUGUGUUCCUUUCGGCGAAUCCAAAAACGGAUUUUUGAUCCUAGAUUUGCCAGAUUUCGCGGUCGAAAGGAACGUGAAAUCCGAAAUUGGAUUUGUAACCUUGGUAACCUUUCGCCAACGCGUGCAAUAUGCACGACAGCCUCUCAAAAAAUGACUUGUUUUCUAUUCUUUGACAAAUUAUGCGAUUAUGCCGUGCGAAUUUAGUGGUCGGCAGUUCGAAUAGCGACGAUGGAACAUAUAAAACAGACAAAGAAAGAAGCGCAUUAAAAUUGAAAAUUAUCUAAAGAAUGUCGGCCAGUUUGAUCCAGUUCCACGGCUCGGAUUUUUUUAUGUAACACGAUCGAGUGCUUGUCGCGUCUACAAGCGAGUUUGUAGUUGGAUAGCAGUUCAUUUGUUACCUUUACUUAUUUCUGAUUUCAAGCAAUCUUUAGAGACAAAUGGUUAGUAUAUGGAUAUUUUAAUGUACAAGGAACAAUCUUCUAGUGUUUUCAGAUGUUUUGCGGCAAAUGACAGCAACGAGGAGACUCUACGGCCUCUAUGGGAAUACUUCAGCUGGAAAUACCGCUGGAUCAUCUGACUAAUUUCGGAUCCACUGUGAAUGGAGCAGCGUAGAUCACUAAUCCGUUAAUCUGGAUUUGGAUUCUUCGGAUUUCAAAUCCAAUGAAUCCUUUUUCAAAAAGGAUUCACCAGAUCAAAAAUCCGGAUUUGGAUUUGCCGAAAGGAACGCGAAAUCCGUUCUUAGAUCCAAAAUCCGUUUUUGGAUUCACCGAAAGGAACACACCCUUGGUAUCCGCCAAUGACGUCAUGGAGGAUUUUGCGUUUCCAGGCAACAUAGACUUCGCCGCCGAUGACCAAGGGGCAUUUUGAUGUGUUUAUUCAUCUUCUGUGAUCAAAGUUUACCAUCGGUGAAUCACGAACAAUUUCCCAUGCAAAUGCACACAAGCACAACAAGUGACUCCAAAUCCUCGCCCAGGAAGAUUUUCCACCGAAACUCUUCUGGAGCGAGAACGCCGACUUCCAAUUCAGCGUGAACAACGAAGGAGAAGACGUCAAGAAGAAACCGUGGAGCAGAAGGAACAUCGCUUAGCACAUCAAAGGCAACGCCGACAACAAGAGACAGAGGAACAGGAGAUUGGAAUCAGAGGCAUUAUGAUCAUUCACUGUCGAAAACCCAUCCCCGCCGAUAUAUGUAGACAGGAGCCCAUCAAUGUAGAUCAAAGUCUGCAAAGUUUCAGCUCUGUAUUACGACCCGAACUAUAAUAAUUUUCCGGCGAACUGCGCCGGGCCAGAUUUGUUCUUUGUUUUUGUCUUUUUCUAAAUCCGGGCGCCGAAAUAAUGCUAAAUCUGCUUUUCAAUACGCUGUUAACAAUAACACCACAUAAUACGCGAAAAAGAAGAAGAAGAAAAGAAAGAACAACGUAUGGACCUUUAAGACGAUAUUCGCGGUUGGUCACCCAUACAGUUCUUAUCCCCGACCGGCAGGGCUUAACUUGAGUGCCGUUACCAAACCGAGUUUCUCGAGGCUUAUUGCGAGAUACGUAUUUCUAGUUUAAUUACUGGGCUGCCCGGCAAGCCCAGUCAUAAAAUGGGUUUUCGGUCGUCGGUGUCAAAAAACGGUCAUCCGGGGGAGGGAAACCACGAGGGUCUGGUACGUAGAAACGAUGUUCUCACAAAUGGUUUCAUAGGAUUUUCUCUUGCAUGAACCCUUGCACAGAUACUUUUUGUACUUCGUCUGCGCUCCCCCUGAAAAACCCACAAAGCGUUGCGAACCUAAAGAAGGCUAAUGGCGUUGUUCGAAGCGAUUCGAUCAUGGGAGUCACUCUAUAAUUUUAUUAUUGUUCGAGUUUAAGUCAGUUAGAUGAUGUUGGCGCUGGGAAACUCAGAGAAAUGCUCGCGUUGCAUUCAAACCGACACGCCGUUCACGGUAGGUUCACACUAAAAGAUGACUGUGAGCGUCAUGUUUGGAACGCCGUGGCCGCUUCGUGAACUCAAAGAGAGAAUUAUCGAUCGAUGUAGUACAUAAGCAAUUAAGAAGCACAAUUUGUGAGCAAGGUAUUUCACCAGUUGACGACACUAUGGCUGAAGACUUGAUUGUAAGCCUUCGUAGUCAGUGAAGCGAACAACUCAGUUGCCGAUGAAUGGUACUACGCACGUCCAUGAGCGAGGGACGUGACAACUUUGCCAUGUUAGAAGACUGGCUUUUCCUUUAAAUAUUUCCUUCUAUUUAAUGCAACACACGUCACUUUGGAGGUCUAAAUUUCGGAUACUGAGGAUAAAGAAGACACGGACAAAAAUAGGGACUCUGAGAAUUUCGCACACGAGUUUUUAAAAAGCUUCACCGGGACAUCCCAUCCGGGAGCUUCACAGAGAGCGACUUGAGGAAAAUAGGAGCUAUUACUGACAAGGUUUGGUGCAUGAGUAGAGCAUACAAGUGUAGCCCACGUCGAGGUUUCAGGGUGUUUGCUUUUGUUUGUAUUUGUAUCUUGCUAAGCUUUUAUCAUUAAAUUUGUGCAUGAUCUUGUGAUCACAAUUCUGUGUUUUCGCCCAUUCAGCAAGCACGCUAUAUUGAUGUCAGCAUUAGCGAGUUUCAGAAACAUGCCUUUGACAGUUUUCAGCUCUCGUGAUGUUUCUUGAUAUUUCUUUUACCAUUUUAUGGAGAUGUAAACUGAAGUCACCGCAAAAUGGAAACCUAAAAAAGCGUAUAAUCCAUUUAUCUCGAAACAUAACACACAUGACUUAUACGACCUUUAUUUUCGUAAAGGUGUUUUGAAUACGAACGAACACAGUCAAUGUGAGGGAUAAAAACAGCAUUAAUAUAAAUAAACCAUAGGGUUUUAACUAAUAUAAGGGUCAAUUGUUGUGCAUUGAGAUGAAUCACUUGAAAAGAGAGACUUCGCUUGAAGAUGUGAUCAGAAGUAAACAAAGGCAUAAUAGGUCAGUCUUUUUAAUAGCCAAGGAGUCACUGUGAAUAGUGUUUCCAUAUUGUUUAGCUGGCACAAAAACUUCGGACGAGUUAUAAAGCGGCAUAGUUAUCUUACAUGAAGAAAAGUUCGUCUUGGGUGAGACAAACAGAACUGGAGCGAAUUUUAGCUCGCAUCGGUAUCGGGUAAAAAAUAUGUUAUCGAUCGUUUCAUCUAUUUACAUUGUUUGAAGUGCGUGCUGGUGAACGCAACAUGCGAGCAAGAAAUCUUUAAACUUUUUUAGGUCUCAAAAUGCAAAGGAUUUUAUUCCUUUAAGUUAGAGAAAAAUACCAUGAGGAAAAUCUUAAAACUGAAUAUUUUUCAUCUUGUGGAAAAAAUAGUGCGUUUUCGCGUAGACUGUGGACCGCAAAUUAGGAUCGCACUUUUCACAAACAUGCGAAUUCUGAAGUUCAGAAGCUAACCGACGAUUGCGUUUUUCGCUGCUGUCAAUCAUCUUAACGGACUUCUUAGGAAACAAAACUUUACUUCACGGGUUCAAAAGGUCAUGGCUUGCGAUUUGUGGAUUUCGAUCCGUUUUGACCGUUUUGUGUGUUUCUCUGUUUCAAGGUUCGUUGCUUGUGAUCGUAAUUAUGAUUGACGGCAGCGAUAAACACAAUUGUGAAGGUGGCUUUUGAAGUUGAGAGUUCGCAUGUUUGUGAAAAGCGCAGUAAAGUCUCCGUGCAGUCAGUGAGGCCCCUGGUUCAGGCGGGAUCAAUGGGCAGUUAACUGUCUGUUUUAGUAUACUUCUGGUUUUCAUACAAUACAAUAUUUCUGUCUAGUGUAAAUCAGCUCAGUCUGUCGCACUUUAUGCUCGUAGAACGACAACAAUUUUUGGAAUUUCCAGUUACGUCAAAUUAGUCACGUUAUACUGUCACGCUAUAUUUUGGGGCACAGAGGGAUUGGGGGAGGGGUACGUGGAAAUAAUGCAAAUUGUUUCCUGCUUAGAAUUAAUGGCUAACUUGUUUAUUUUUAUUCAUAACGGUGGAAUUUAAAAGUUAUUAUACAGCCCCCACUUAAAAAUGGUACUCUUUUUUUUGGUUACGAAAGUCUUUCAAAGGGUACAAUGUUCUGAAUGAGUUUAUGUCAGACUCACAUGAGGUUCUGUCGCAUGCAAUGGUUGCCGACAAGGUUUUAUGGUAGCCUGAGUGUGCAUAGCCGCCCCCUCCCUUCAGAAAAAAUAGCCCCUUUGCAGCCCAGCUAAAAAUCGCCUUUCGGCGAUUCUUGUUACCAAUACUUUACAGCCCAAAGGUUGAAUUGCGUAUUUACAAACGAUGCAAUUGAUAAAAUUUGUAUAUAAAACUAAUUACAGUAAAAAAAGUGUGAAAAAUGUGAUAAAAAGUUUAAAAAUCUACGUACAGGAUCUAAUAAUAAAACUAUUCCUAAAACGAUCGGUCUUGCAUUUAGGUACAAUGAAGCGCCUUUUGUACCUUAGAGCAUAACCAUGUUUUGAUACAAACCUCCUUUGUUUUCUUAUGGAAAUGAUACUUAAAAAGUACCUAGUUAGAAUUUAAAAAAAACAACACGAUUUACAUAUUAAGAAAGCAGAAAUGGUUGUAUAAAAGCAAGGUCCACUCCAGCCUCGUUUCCAUCCAUAAUUGUAAAAUGGUCUAUUGAACUCGACUGAGUUACACUGAAUCUCUAAUUGUUUGUGUUCUGUUUUUUGUCUCUUCAGGGUCUGCUGGUUAUCAAUAUUCGACAAAUACCUUCUUGUACUCACUGAAAAACUACAACGGGUACGGAUACUUCAAACAGGACAUAACCAACGGCUACUAUGGCUACGCCACUUACAGCUAUUAUAAUUAUGGUCCAACCUUUGGUGGGGGCCAUGAUAUGCAUAUUGCGGACGAUGCGGGAGGAAAUACCAAUUCUUACUUUAGUUGUCGCUCGUACCGCAGUCCCUAUUGUGACAAUUAUCUCUGGGUUGGAUCACGAUACGGGAAUAAUUUCCGCCCAGAUGAGUUGGAGGUUUAUUAUGAAGUGCCUGCUUGA
Messenger RNA from Porites lobata, 22690 nucleotides. NCBI's taxonomy places the organism in Eukaryota, Metazoa, Cnidaria, Anthozoa, Scleractinia, Poritidae. The record is from the annotation of a GenBank genome assembly.